AACAAACUUCCGUUUCAUGCUCCCCCAGUUUCCGGAAGAUCUCUGUACAAUGAUGGAGAAAAUGGAAUCCUAAGACCGUACCCAACUAUUCAAGCGGAUUUGUUAGAAUAAAACGACCAAAGUCCAAGAUAACGAAUAACGACACAAAUACAAGACAGCAGCUGGAUCGUGGUGACUCAGCGAUAGACAGCGUUUUAUCUCCAGCUUCUCUCCCUUCGACACCCGAUGGAGGGCUCCGACAGUUCUGAGCCGGGCGCCAGUGACCAACCAGAGGCCCAGCGCAGGCGGCAACGGGACCGGCUAGACCGGGAGGAGGCCUUCUACCAGUUUGUCAACAACCUGAGUGAGGCAGACUACCGGCUGAUGAGAGACAACAACCUGCUAGGUACCCCAGGUGAGAUCACAGCAGAGGAGUUGUUGAGUCGGCUGCAGCAGAUUAAGGAUGGACCAGAGCAGCAGCAGCCUAGCAUCAACACCAGUGAGACUGGAGAAGCUACAGGAGAACUGGCAGAAGGUCCAGAGGACCCGUCUAACGGCGACACCCUCUUGGAUUGGCUGAACACCGUCAGGCGGACAGGCAACACCACCCGCAGUGGUCACCGAGGCAACCAGUCAUGGCGGGCGGUGAGCCGGACCAACCCAAACAGCGGAGACUUCCGGUUCAGUCUGGAGAUCAACGUUAACCGUAACCUGGCCGAGCAGCAGGCCCGCGCGGAGGGGGAGGCCGAGGCGCAGGAGGAGGCCCCAACUAGAGAACCUGGCAAUGGGGUGGAGGUCCAGCCGGAGGCGGAGGUGCCCAUGGAGACAGGAGAGGUGCUGGAGGAACCAGUUGUGGAGGAGAUGGCUGUCAUAGUGGAACCAGAAGCGGAGAUGGAGCCAGAGGCUGAGGUAGAAGCUGAGCCAGUGGCUGAGGUAGAAGCUGAGCCAGUGGCUGACGUAGAAGCUGAGCCAGUGGCUGACGUAGAAGCUGAGCCAGUGGCUGACGUAGAAGCUGAGCCAGUGGCUGACGUAGAAGCUGAGCCAGUGGCUGACGUAGAAGCUGAGCCAGUGGCUGACGUAGAAGCUGAGCCAGUGGCUGACGUAGAAGCAGAGGCUGACGUAGAAGCAGAGGCUGACGUAGAAGCAGAGGCUGAAGUAGAAGCUGAGCCAGAGGCUGAAGUAGAAGCUGAGCCAGAGGCUGAAGUAGAAGCUGAGCCAGAGGCUGAAGUAGAAGCUGAGCCAGAGGCUGAAGUAGAAGCUGAGCCAGAGGCUGAAGUAGAAGCUGAGGCUGAAGUAGAAGCUGAGCUAGAGGCUGAAGUAGAAGCAGAAGCUGAGCUAGAGGCUGAAGUAGAAGCAGAGGCUGAGCCAGAGGCUGAAGUAGAAGCUGAGCCAGAGGCUGAAGUAGAAGCUGAUCCAGAGGCAGAACUAGAAGCAGAGAUGGUCCCAGAGUUAGUAGUAGAGGUAGUCCCACAGCCGCCCAGCCCUGUCACCAGACCAGCCAGUCCCCUGGUGCAGGCCCCUCCUAGCCCGCCCCCUGAGGAGCCUCCGCGACGGGGCCAGAGACGAGCCCGCAGCCGUAGCCCUGAGCAGCGCCGGACCAGGGCUCGCACCACACGAAGUCGUUCCCCCCUCACCCUGGACCGACUCCCCCGCCACGUCCCCACCAGCCCCGCCCCCCAGGCCCCCGCAGAGGGAAGCUCACGGACUCGACAGCAUGUUCUGUCCCGGCAGAGCACCGCAGAGUACGAGGCCCAGUCAGCCGGAACAGGGUCUGACACAGGGUCUGGGAACGUCCCAGAGCCCGGUACCACCCCACCCCAGGAGGGAGAGGCCGCGGGCGGGGAGGGAGCAGCAGGACGACGUCCCCCCACCAUCAUGCUGGACCUGCAGGUGCGUCGUGUUCGUCCAGGUGAGUACCGCCAGAGGGACAGCAUUGCUAACAGAACCCGCUCACGCUCCCAGAACUCCAACAACACCUUCCUGUACGAGAGUGAGAGGGGGGGGUUCCGCAGGACCUUCUCCCGGUCCGAGCGUGCGGGUGUUCGGACAUACGUCAGCACCAUCAGGAUCCCCAUCAGGAGGAUCAGUGAUGCAGGGUUGGGAGAGGCCACCUCCAUGGCUCUGCAGACCAUGAUACGACAGAUCAUGACCGGCUUCGGAGAGCUCAGCUACUUCAUGGACUCGGACUCUGACUCCUCGGACUCAAACCGUGGCGGUGGUAACCCCACUGGUGCUGCCGACCUGGCCGAGGCGCUCAACACUCCCGACGGGGGAGUAGCCGGCAUGGCGGAGGGGGCGGAGCCUCCUGUCUCAGUGAGCGGGCAUAGUAUUGGAGGAGCCGGGGAGGCAAGGACAGAGGAGAGGGAGGGGGAGGACGGGAUGGGUCUAGGUCUGUCUCCAGGAAUAGGUUUAGGGGUGGGGGGCACCCCCAGGGAGGGGCGAGCUCGGCCCCGUGCCCCCAUCAGUCUGGAGGAACCGGGGUCACUACCCUUCCUCCGCCUUGCUCACUUCUUCCUCCUGAAUGAUGAGGAUGAGGAACAGCCCAGAGGACUCACCAAGGAGCAGAUCGACAACCUCUCCACCAGGAACUUUGGGGAGAGUGAUGCUCUGAAGACCUGCAGUGUGUGUAUCACAGAGUAUGCUGAGGGGAACAAGUUGAGGAAGUUGCCCUGUUCUCAUGAGUACCAUGUUCACUGUAUCGACCGCUGGCUGUCUGAGAACUCCACCUGUCCUAUCUGCCGCAGGGCCGUGUUGGUGUCUGCUAACCGGGAGAGUGUGGUCUAACCUGGAGAGCUGGAGGUCAGGGGUCAGCGGUGCUCCAGGCAGACAGUAUAUAACACCGUGUCAGUUCUGCAGGCCUUUCUCCUAGUCAGACCAUUUACAUUGUUAAUGUUUUCAUUCUUAAGCCAUCACUGACUUUUAUCCAACUGACAUGCUGGUGUUUGGACAGACAGACAAGACAGAGAGACUGACAGGAGGGAAGGUGAUGUCCUCAUAGACUCUGUAGGAAGAGACUUGAGAAAGAGAUGCAACUGUCCCCUGUUGGCUAACAGACCCCACUCUCCCCUACCUGUCUUACCCCAAAAGGGACUCCACUGUCCCCACCUGACCCUGCUCUCCCCUACCUGUCUUACCCCAAAAGGGACUCCACUGUCCCCACCUGACCCUGCUCUCCACCUGAAAGACUGCAUUUAUCAAUACUCUGAAACGGCUCACAGACUGUCAGUGUGUCAAAGCUUUGCUGAAUUAGUUUUUAAGUUAAAACUGUAGAAUGUUGUACAGGCGUUAAUGGGGACAACGAGAGGUGACGGACUUGGAUUCCGUUGGGAAUUCUAUCAGUUUAUUUGGACUCGUGUUGCAUCAUAGUCAGGUCAUCGGAAUCAAUAGUACUGAUUAUUGAUUAUGAAUUGUGUUGAACUGUCGUUGAGAUGGGAUGUAGGUAUCUGUUAACUGAUGCUAGUCUGUAGUCUAACUCUAGCCCAUCACAUGAAGCAUUUUCUAUUUCUGCCCUCUGACAGUGUUUCAUCAUGACCUGGCCUGUGUACACAAAGCAUAUCACAGUGUCAGUGGGGGUCUAGGAUCAGUCCUUCAGUGGGGGUCUAGGAUCAGUCUGUCAGUGGGGGUCUAGGAUCAGUGUCAGUGGGGGUCUAGGAUCAGUCCUUCAGUGGGGGUCUAGGAUCAGUCUGUCAGUGGGGGUCUAGGAUCAGUAUGUCAGUGGGGGUCUAGGAUCAGUCUGUCAGUGGGGGUCUAGGAUCAGUCUGUCAGUGGGGGUCUAGGAUCAGUCUGUCAGUGGGGGUCUAGGAUCAGUCUGUCAGUGGGGGUCUAGGAUCAGUCUGUCAGUGGGGGUCUAGGAUCAGUCCUUCAGUGGGGGUCUAGGAUCAGUCUGACAGUGGGGGUCUAGGAUCAGUCCUUCAGUGGGGGUCUAGGAUCAGUCUGACAGUGGGGGUCUAGGAUCAGUCCUUCAGUGGGGGUCUAGGAUCAGUCUGUCAGUGGGGGUCUAGGAUCAGUCUGUCAGUGGGGGUCUAGGAUCAGUCUGUAUAAUCUUAUUCAUUAUGACCUAAAAGGGCCAACUGAUCCUAGAUCAUCACUCCUACUCUGGGACACUUUAUGGAUACGGCCCCUGAAUGAUAAUGACAAGCUCCUUAUGAUCCUAACCCUGUCACUAUGACAACCUGUUGGUUCUGCUACCAUAUGACCAGGAAGUGAACAGACGGCUGCAUUAUGGCUCCGUCUUCACCACCCUAUCUCUAUAUAGUGCACUAGCCUUAGGACUCUAGUCAGAAGUACUGCUCUAUAUCGGGGAUAGUGCCGUUUGGGAAUCACAUUUAUGGGUUCCAUGUGGUGUUGCAUGAAGGAUCUGGAUUUAGACCCCUGCCGGGCCAGGUUUAAGCCCUGUGUCUAACCCAGGCCAGGUUAAACCCCGGCCGGGCCAGGUUUAAGCCCCGUGUCUAACCCGGGCCAGGUUAAACCCCGGCCAGGCCAGGUUGAACCCCGGCCAGGCCAGGUUGAUCCCCGGUUAGACCCCGGCCAGGUUAUACUCAGGCCAGGUUAGACUCAGGCCAGGUCAGACCCCGGCCAGGCUGCUGCCUCUGUCCUGUGUUUUGGCCUAGAACUUCUACCACCAAGAGACAUCUUCAUAUCUGGAACACCAGUGCAAUAACUACAGAAUGGGGAAAACUGAAGAAGUGUAAUAUUCUAAACUUGUAUAUUAUUAUUUCUAAAAUAUUGUAGACUGAAUAUUCACAGUUAAAACGAAGACUUGUUCCCUUUUAAAAAUGUGUUAAUCUUUUUAUUUUCUUGAGCUUGGUUCUUUGUGUACAUUCUGAUAGCGCUCUCUUGUUGAUCGGUGGGCCUGUAGGAUGCUGUAUGUUGGGUGUUCCAUGCCACGAUGACAUCACAUUCUAUAGGUUCCAUGUGUUCUCACGGUUGCCGUCAUUACCUCCUCCCUGUACAAAUAAAGUUUUGGGUGGUUGAAGCUC
Oncorhynchus gorbuscha (pink salmon) is the source of this 4958-nucleotide messenger RNA. Its product is annotated as E3 ubiquitin-protein ligase RLIM-like. Gene Ontology annotation, molecular function: ubiquitin protein ligase activity. Gene Ontology annotation, cellular component: cytoplasm; nucleoplasm. Gene Ontology annotation, biological process: ubiquitin-dependent protein catabolic process; random inactivation of X chromosome; protein ubiquitination. The transcript has 4 exons. The record is from RefSeq and is a predicted model, not a curated record. NCBI's taxonomy places the organism in Eukaryota, Metazoa, Chordata, Actinopteri, Salmoniformes, Salmonidae. Bases 226 to 2763 code for a protein of 845 amino acids.